CGACGGUGAAAACAAUGCCCUAGAUACGGUCGAUUUACUACGCUGAUUUAGCACCUCUGCUGAUAUAUCGUCAAUUGCAUUCCUAUUGGGAAGUCGAUAGUUGACCAUGGUGAAGUCUAGGGUUGACAUUUGCUAGGACUAUACUAGGAAGAGAUUAAAAGAGAAGGACUAUGCGGGGUACUUAAAAAAGAGAGAGAAAGAAGAAGAAAAAGUUACAUACUGUCUUCGGAAUUGUCCCAAACAGAGCGAAAAAAAGAGAAACAAAAGAAGCCUAUUAACAUUACAAAUACACAGACAUAAGAAGAGGCAGUGCCUUUUUUAUACCCAAGUUAAAAUGGGUCAUACCAUUGGAACACAUGUUGUGCGCAGGUCGACAGCAUUUGAAGACCCUGCAAUUUUGCAAGUGUGAAGGUGAAGCUGUACGCUUGAUCAGAUUUAACCUAUGGCCAUCUUCAACUAAAUUCCCAAAGGUGGCAUUUCAUUUUGACUUUAUGCACUGGUUAUGUGGUCUUCCUCUUAAAAGCUCAGUGUCAGUUAAAAGUUUCUGCUCCGCAUUAGACGCGAGGACACCAAAACACAUGAAGACCUCUAUUCAUCAUCUGUCGUCAUCAAAGAUCUACUGCUGUGAUGCCGAUUUCCAAUUAGUGAGAAAAGAAUCUUCUGGAAAGAAUUGGUUCACAUACUUUGUGUUUCAGAAUUGCAGUGAUUUUCAGGCUGGCAACAGCUUGCGGUCCAAAUACAAAAAUAAGAAGUUAUCAGAGACGGCAGUGUUUGGAUGUGCUUGUCGUCAUGAGUGUCCAAAAAUGUUCUUCAGUUUGAAGCAUGGUGAAAGGCUUGGUUACUCAGUAUUCCUGUUAAACAAACUGUUGGAAGAAGAAGGCGAACAUGGCAAACUAUACCUGAUGUAUGACAUUGCUUGCAGUUUACAUCAGCAUUUGAAGAAAAACCAACAGAAUGCUGUAUUAGAGAGAACCAGAUUUGCUAUACCAAUGUUCUAAUCUUAUGGCCACAAAGUGGACUGUCAGAUUCUAUACAGUUGUAGACGUAUAGAAGGUCUUGGAUUAACUGAUGGAGAAGGUAUGAAAAGAAUUUGGUCGUUCCUAGGAAAAUUUUCAAAGAUCACCAAAGAAAUGGCUCCAGAAAACAGAAUCGACCUACUUACCGAUGCCCUGCUGCAUUUUGGCCAGAAAAUGAAAAAUAUACUAGGAUCCUCCCUCCCUGAUAAGCUUGCUAGAGCAGAGGAAAGAAAAAGCAAGGAGGCUCUUCAAGAGAUUUUGGAACCUUUUGCAGAAAAUCACUCCUUGUCACCUGCAGAAAGGUAUUGUCUUGCCCUGGAAGAGCUUACAAAAUACAGGGUUGUGUCUGUGGCUGAUGAGACCAAAGAUAAGAAAAGGUAUACAGCAUUGAACUACUAUGCAUGGCUGUUCAAAUUUAAGGACUUUAAAUUGAACUAUUCCCACUUUAUACUUAUUUAAAACUAUAAAUCUGAACAUUAAAUUGCUAUUUUCUGUCCUCUUAGUAAUUAAACACUAUCCACUUAUUAAAAUAACCUUAUGGAAAGUACUAGUAUCCCACACAAGUAGUUUUUAAAUGGUCAAAGAUUUGUGUGUAACUGUAUCUUUUAUAUUAUUUAUUUUACAAAUAUUAAUUUGAUCUCAAAUAAUGGUGCAUAAUUAAUGCAUGUUAUAGAUUCUUUCCCUUCUAAUGGUGACAUGUGUCUCUAAAAUAAUCUCUUUAAAAAGUCAGCCCCCACCUCAUUAAAUGCCAAUGUUACAUGUACAUCAAUAGACUGUAAUUAUAUCCUAUGAAGGCUAGAGACACAACUGAAAAAGAAGGGAAAGAAUGCUGGUGUCAAUCGAGAAUUUCUCACUCAAUUGCAUUUUAUUUUUCUGCAAAUUAUUAUAGUCUUACUUAACUAAAUACAAUUUGUCAAAUUAUGUCCGGAUUUAAUUACCACUGACAAGUAAUUUUGGGGGUAAGCGAGCACUGUAACAAGUGUUCAUUUAAUUGUUCAGGACAUUAAUAAUAUUGAUGUAUAAAUAAAUUGUCCAGGUUGUUGUGGACCUUUCCCUGUCUUUGCAUAUGCUAUACAUGUACUUCUCUGGUAUAAAAGAAAAAUGUUUUUCACUUAAACAGUUGUCAUGGUAGGUUUAGUUAAUACUUCCUUAUGUAUUUGAAUAAUGAAGACAGAUGUAGUAAGUUGAUAAGUCUUAUCAUAUUAAUUUUUUUCUCAGUAAAUGUUAUUCAUGCUCUUCUGUGUUCACAUGAUAUUUAUCAAACAAACAGUUACCUUUAAAAUAUUACAGAUAAUAAUUUCUCCUUCAUCACCUAAUUCUUUGUUCUAUAGAAGUGUUAUAUGCGGAUAAAACAAACUCUCAGCAGAAGGCUUUUGUGUAAUCAUGAUCUGAAGCUGCUAAUUUCAAACAAUUAUAUAUAGUAUAAUUAUGCGACUCUGUAUUUCUUGUAUGGUUCUUUAAUUUACAAAACAUUUGUGUAGAUGUUCAAAUAUUCUCAUGAGAAAUUUCGUCACAUUGAAAUACUUGUUGCCUGUAAAUAAAUAUAAUUAUUUAUUAAAUAUAUACGGAUGUAGAUAUUAACCAACAUUUCAAUGACAGUUUAUUUUACGAAAUCUCUUCCACAUCUGAGUACUGUAUCAUAUGUAAAUCAUGAUUUUGUUGUAUGCUUGUGUUUUUUAUACACAUGUUACAAAAACAUAUUUUAUUGUUCAUGCUUAUAUACUUUUGCUUCAAGUAUAAGGUCAUUUGAAAUGAUGAAACAGUUGCUAUUUCACUGAGAACAAUAAUCCUAAUAGAUCAUCUGUAAUUUUGUUGCGUAUAGAUGAUCGUUAAUUGGGUAAUACUAACUUUUCCUUAUACUCGUACCAAUAUGUAAACAGACAUAAUUCCUAAGGAUAAACUUUUAUCUAAUCAACAGAGAAAACUAUUCUGUAUAGAUCAUCUAUAAUUUCUUUUCGUAUAGGUGGUCGUCAAUACGGAAAUACUUAACUUUAAUUGAAACUCAUGCUAAGAUUACUAUUAUCCCAAAUAUAUAUCAAUUUUGAAAGAAAUUAAUUUAUGUCUCACAAGCUUCGUCCUUUUUAUGCUCCCUGGUAGGGCGACAUAUAGCAGUUGAACUGUCCGUCUGUCUGUCUGUCCGUCUGUCCGAACACUUUAACAUUUGUCAUAACUUUUCAAUAUUGAAGAUAGCAACUUGAUAUUUGGCAUGCAUGUGUAUCUCAUGGAGCUGCACAUUUUGAGUGGUGAAAGGUCAAGGUCAUCCUUCAAGGUAAAAAAAUUAACAAGGAACUAUAAACUCAUUUGAUAUAUGUCUUUUGUGAUAUCAUAUUACUCAAUUUGCAGAAUCAUUAGGCCCUAUGUCGCUCAUUAUGCCCCCCUUCGAAGAAGAGGGCGUAUUUUGCUUUGCUCAUGUCGGUCUGUCCACCAGGUUGUUUCUGGAUGAUAACUCAAGAACGCUUGGGCCUAGGAUCAUGAAACUUCAUAGGUACAUUGGUCAUGA
Dreissena polymorpha is the source of this 3516-nucleotide messenger RNA. RefSeq lists its product as uncharacterized. The record is from RefSeq and is a predicted model, not a curated record. The transcript has 11 exons. Lineage: Eukaryota; Metazoa; Mollusca; Bivalvia; Myida; Dreissenidae. The coding region runs from base 357 to 998 and encodes 213 amino acids.